Molecule: messenger RNA, 1533 nt
Organism: Selaginella moellendorffii
Lineage: Eukaryota; Viridiplantae; Streptophyta; Lycopodiopsida; Selaginellales; Selaginellaceae
Product: protein BRASSINOSTEROID INSENSITIVE 1-like
Exons: 1
Coding region: 1-1533 (510 amino acids)
Molecular function (GO): protein binding
Source: RefSeq, a predicted model, not a curated record
AUGACACAUCUAGAUGUCUCUUACAACAGACUUUCUGGAAAUAUCUUCAACAGCAGCGAUUCAACUUGCUCUUCACUCAAAGUGCUGAAUAUCUCUAGUAACUUCUACUCAGGGCCGCCUUUAUUGUCGUUGGGGCUUAAGAACUUGGAACUACACUCGUCUCUUGAAGUUCUGGACGCAAGCUACAACUCGUUCACAGGUGAAUUACCCAAAUUCCAUGCGAAUCUGAAGCACUUGGAUUUCAGCUCCAACAUGUUCACCAAAACAAGCAGCAACAUCUGUCCCACUGAUUCAAAGCUAAGGAACUUGCUCCUGCCUAAUAACAGGUUGACCGGUCCACUACUAGACUCUCUAGUCGACUGCCGAAGGUUGCAGUUGCUAGAUGUGAGUUUUAAUGAGUUAACUGGAGGAAUACCCGACCAGCUAUGCAGCAGCCUUCCUAAGCUGCAGCAUUUACAUGCUUGGGGGAAUGGCCUCCAGGGAUCCAUUCCGUCAACCUUGGGUAACUGCGUCAACUUGAGUACUAUUCUUCUCAGUCACAAUAAUCUCAAUGGCAGCAUACCUACUCAGCUAUCUGGUCUGCACAAACUCUGGUGGCUAAGCUUAGGUAGCAACUAUCUGACUGGAAAGAUACCAUCUUCAUUUGGGGAGCUAGAUAACUUGGUCUGUCUGCAGCUGACCAACAACUCCUUAGAGGGUGAAAUUCCUAAAGAAAUGGAUGGAUCCAAGAGUUUGUACGUGAUGGAGCUUGCAAGCAACUCGUUCAGUGGAAAACUACCUGGUAGAAUUGGUCGCAAGUUCAGCGGAGUUGAAAUAACCGGGUCUAUUGUUGACAGCAUGUAUGUAGUUGCACGAACACCUGGUCCCAUAUGCAAAGGCAGUAACAUGCUCUUCAUUGUACACGGGAUCCGUCUUCAUGAUCUUGAGCGGCACUUGUUUGCAAGGACUGGCUGCUUUGCUCCCUUGAACAUUAAUCCACCUUACGUGUUGAACAUCAGCAGCCCGCUCAUCAUUCAGCUUUCUUAUAACCAGCUGAGUGGAGAGAUUCCUGAAGAAAUUGGACUCAUGCGCAGUCUUUUGAUCUUGGAUGUUGCACACAACAAUCUCAGUGGCCGGAUUCCUGAAGUUCUAGGCAACCUUGAGGGUAUGCAAGUCCUGGAUUUAUCAGAGAAUGCUCUGCAUGGAAGUAUACCCGCUUCGCUCUCGCAGCUCACAUUCCUGUUUCUCUUCAAUGUCUCGUACAACAACUUGUCUGGCCGUAUUCCACAAAGCGGACAGUUUUUUACUUUCACAGGAGGAAGCUUUGAAGGAAAUCCUGAACUUUGUGGCUUGCCACUUCCAACCAAGUGUUUUGCUGCUGAUCCACCAGUUCUGACAAAUAUUGCUCAUCCUAUAAGUGAUGAUGGGAUCCAAGACAUUUUGGUGGCCGCCUUGGUCUCUGAAACUAUAGCCUUCGUCAUAUGCUGCGCCUUGAGUUUCUAUUGCAGCAGCAAGUAUACCUACAAGCUGUCCCAGACGUCUAGCUAUAUGUGA